Aspergillus puulaauensis is the source of this 1518-nucleotide messenger RNA. Its product is annotated as fungal specific transcription factor domain-containing protein. The transcript has 3 exons. Gene Ontology annotation, biological process: DNA-templated transcription; positive regulation of transcription by RNA polymerase II. Bases 1 to 1518 code for a protein of 505 amino acids. Gene Ontology annotation, molecular function: DNA-binding transcription factor activity, RNA polymerase II-specific; zinc ion binding; sequence-specific DNA binding. The record is from RefSeq and is a predicted model, not a curated record. Lineage: Eukaryota; Fungi; Ascomycota; Eurotiomycetes; Eurotiales; Aspergillaceae.
AUGCUCGCAUUGCCUUCGGGCGAACGCAGCCUGCAGCAGGGAGACCCUGAUAAGCGGGGCCCACGUCGUAGUCCAGUAUGGACUGUUUCGGAUCUCGAGGCCGAAGUUGCCCGUCUUGAAGAGCGGAUUGCCGACGCGGGAGGCGAGCAGAAGGACCAUCGAAUAUAUGCGACACCUGGGUCAACCGAACACGUCACUCCGGCUAUCAGGACACAGGAUGAAGCCCGGGAGCUGCUCCAACCCACAGAGGUGCAGAUGCAGACGCCAGGUCUCGGGGUUUUGGCCGACCUCAACAACGCCACGGUGUACGACCACGAGAAUUAUAACCUGACGCGCAUGCUUAGGCGUGCACUAGUGCUCCAAAAUGGUACCCUGGAUAUGCACCCCGGGAGGAGAAUCCGCAAGGGCCUCGCGGUUGCGAACGUGUGCUCUGGCGGCCGAGAUCUAUUAUCCGACUUGCCAAUGGACCUGCUAUCGUCAUAUCUGGACCGAUACGUUGAGUACGUUAGUCCGACGUUUCCAAUCCUGGAAUUCGGGGAGCUGAAGAACACACUAGAAUGUUUCAACAAGAAGCAGUCCGCUUCCAAAAGCGAGGAAUGCAUUUUGCGCCUGGCACUUGCUAUUGGUGCGGUAUUCCCCAGCCCAGAUACCUUGCUGGACGCCACUAUUGCAUCUCGGCUUUGGCGGGAGGUUUACAACGAGCCCAGCUUUUACGAGGAGUCCGAGGAUACCGUUCGAAUUCUCAUCCUGCUGGCCAUCCUGUCGCUGUUGGAGGAUGGGUGUGGAAGCACGUGGCAUCUGGUUGAAUUAGUCGUGCGCUCAUGUAUAAAGCUUGGUCUACACAGCAGAACAGCCGCGAAAGCCGCGAGUACUGAUGGGGCUUCUCUAUUUUGGAGUGCGUAUCUCUUGGAUCGUUGGGUCAGUUGCACGCUGGGUCUACCAGUUUCGAUCCAGAAUGAAGAAUUCGAUCAAAAGAUCCCUUCUCGUAUAACAGAGAAUCAUACUCAGUCUUUGCCAGUAUCUCUCUGGAACAUGGCCUACGUCCUCUUCCAGGACGACGAUCUACAGCAACAGGAAGACAUCAGCGGAGGAUUAUCCGAUGAAGAAGCCUGGAAGCCUUCGAUGGUUCUAUACAACAUCGUCUCCAGGGACCUGCAGGUUGCACACGCAGCACGCCGUAUCGUCUGUGGUGGAAUAGAUUCUGCACCAAAAUUCGAGGAUGUUGCAAUUUCUCACCUCCAGCGAACGGAGGCUAUCGUGAGCAAUGGCUGUACGCUGCCCUGGACAACCGGACUCACGACCUUUGUAUCCGUCAUGAUACGACUCAUAUCCUUCGGCCAUCCAGCCAGGUACCGCAUUCUAUUGCGUGGUAGCGCUCCUGAUCCGCAUUAUAUUCAAACGGCACUUGCCAUUGUCCGCUUAAUUUGUCGGAAACAUAGUUACCUUGACCGUCUGGCUGAUAUACUUGAGAACAUCCAGAAGACCGGGACAGCAGGUGAUUCGAUGCCAUUACAAUAA